Messenger RNA from Camellia sinensis, 2537 nucleotides. The record is from RefSeq and is a predicted model, not a curated record. NCBI's taxonomy places the organism in Eukaryota, Viridiplantae, Streptophyta, Magnoliopsida, Ericales, Theaceae.
ACUAACGAACAGUGGGGCGACAAGAGAGUGCCACAUGGCCUUAGAAUCCCCAUCAUUGGUUUGGUGCACAAACCUUCUUCUCCAUGGAUUGGUUCCUAAUCCUCCUCCUCCAUCACCACUCACUCACUCUCUCUCUUUCUCUCCUCUUUUUCUUCUCCAUUGUGAAAAGAAAACCCAAUACAAAAGAUCAAAGAAAUCUCAUUAUUCUUUCCUAAUUUUUGCCAACUCUCUUAAUACUUGCACACAACAAUGACUUCAACUGUGUUCUACACUUCACUAAACCCAUCAACAACGCUUUUCUCAAGAACCCACUUCCCAAUUCCUAUCUCUAGAGAUUUCUCGCUUGAAUUAUUACACCCUGUGAACUCUAAUUACGGUUUCAGAACCAAAGAGAAUGGGCGGAUGAAGAGGAUGACAAAGCCCAAAGUCAGUGUGUCGGAAGCCCCGCCGGAACGAAGCAGCGCCGCCGAAGUUGAUGGGAACUCGAAGAAGCUAAGGGUUCUGGUGGCCGGGGGUGGGAUUGGUGGGUUGGUUUUCGCGUUGGCGGCGAAGAGGAAGGGUCUUGAUGUGAUGGUGUUUGAGAAGGAUUUGAGUGCAAUUAGAGGGGAGGGACAGUACAGGGGUCCAAUUCAGAUACAGAGUAACGCCUUGGCUGCUUUGGAAGCCAUUGAUUUGGAGGUUGCUGACGAGGUUAUGAAGACUGGCUGCAUAACUGGUGAUCGGAUUAAUGGAUUGGUUGAUGGUAUUUCUGGUAAUUGGUACUGCAAGUUUGAUACAUUCACUCCUGCGGCGGAACGGGGGCUUCCGGUCACAAGAGUUAUUAGUCGCAUGACUUUGCAACAAAUUCUAGCUUGUGCUGUGGGGGAAGAUGUUAUUAUGAAUGACAGUAACGUUGUUAAUUUUGAGGAUGAUGGUGAUAAGGUUACUGUGAUUCUUGAGAAUGGACAACGUUAUGAAGGUGAUCUUCUAGUUGGUGCUGAUGGAAUAUGGUCAAAGGUGAGGAAAAAUUUGUUUGGAUUCAAAGAAGCCACAUAUUCAGGCUACACUUGUUACACUGGUAUUGCAGAUUUUGUGCCUGCUGAUAUUGAGACUGUUGGGUAUCGAGUAUUUUUGGGACACAAACAAUACUUCGUGUCUUCAGAUGUUGGUGCAGGAAAGAUGCAGUGGUAUGCAUUUCACAAUGAACCACCUGGCGGUGUAGAUGGUUCCACUGGUAAAAAGCAAAGGUUGCUGAAGAUAUUUGAGGGUUGGUGUGAUAAUGUGAUAGAUCUGUUGCUUGCCACUGAUGAAGAUGCAAUUCUUCGACGGGACAUAUAUGACCGCGCACCAACUUUUAACUGGGGAAAGGGUCGUGUAACCUUGCUUGGGGACUCUGUCCAUGCAAUGCAGCCCAAUUUGGGUCAAGGUGGAUGCAUGGCCAUUGAGGAUAGCUAUCAGCUGGCAAUGGAGCUUGAUAAGGCUUGGGAGCGAAGCGUCGAGUCAGGAAGUCCUAUAGAUGUUGUCUCUUCUCUGAGGAGCUAUGAGGAUGCAAGAAGACUACGGGUUGCUGUUAUCCAUGGAUUGGCACGAAUGGCUGCAAUCAUGGCCUCAACUUACAAGGCAUAUUUGGGUGUAGGCCUUGGCCCAUUAUCGUUUUUGACAAAGUUUAGGAUACCACAUCCAGGAAGAGUUGGAGGGAGAUUUUUUAUCGACCUUGCAAUGCCUUUAAUGUUGAGUUGGGUCCUCGGCGGUAAUGGCUCAAACCUUGAUGGGAGAUCAUUAAGUUGCAGACUCUCAGACAAAGCAAAUGAUCAAUUAAGAAAUUGGUUUGAAGAUGAUGAUGCUCUUGAGCGUGCUGUUAAUGGAGAGUGGUGCCUACUCCCAUAUGGAAAUGCAGAUGGUGCUUUGAAACCUAUUUUCUUAAGUAGGGAUGAAAAACAACCUUGCAUAAUUGGGAGUGUAUCACAUGCAGAUAUUCCUGGAAUGUCAGUAACCUUGCCUUUGCCUCAGGUUUCCAAAAUGCAUGCUCGAAUAAGCUGCAAGAAUGGUGCCUUUUUCGUGACAGAUUUGCGGAGCGAACAUGGUACCUGGCUCAGAGAUAAUGAAGACAAGCAGUAUCGGGUGCCUUCCAACUUUCCUACACGUUUCCGUCCAUCAGACAUUAUCGAGUUUGGUUCUGAUAGGAAGGUAGCGUUCCGGGUAAAGGUGGUGAAGGAUCCACAAAAGAUUGCAGAGAACAAGGAAGUGGGUGGAAUUCUACAGGCUGUAUCAUAAGUUUCAACUAGCCCUUUUUUUAGUUGAGAUACAAGAAAUUGUACAGCAUUCAUUCGGGGCAGCGGAGCCAGGUAAAGCCUGCCGGAAUUUGUGUAAUGUAGAUCCUUAUAGUGCCAUACAUGAGAAAGAGACUCGUGAUUUUCUUCAAGUUGGAGCUGAAAUGAAAUUGUCAGUUUUCUUUCUUGAAAUGCUGAAAUUUGUAAAUACAAGUAUAGAAAGAGAGAUCCAUAUAUAAUUUUUUUCUUCUUGCAAUUCAAUGGUUUGUCUUGUUGACUAUUUUAGUC